AUGAGUUUAGAAGUUAAGAAUGCACAUAGAUAAGCAUUUAAAGAAAUCUUUUCAAUGAAGGCUGUGGAAGGAAAAUUAGAUAAAAAGGGUUUGGCUGAUCUUUUCAUUAUGAUUGAUUAUAAAGUAAUAUCAUUAUUAUUAUUAUUUAGAUUCCAUAAGACUAAUUUGAUGAAAUGGUUUAAAGAAUAUUUGGAAAAAAAGAAUAGAUUGGAUUUGAAGAAUUUUUAAAAAUAUUUAAUUUAAAAUUGACAGAUUACACUUUUAAUGAUGUGAGAAAUGCAUUUAAAUUAUUAGCAAAAGAUGAUGAUAGGUAAUAAUAAAAUAUUAUUUAGGUAUAUCCCAUUAGAGAAGAUUAAAAAAGUAUUACUCAAAAAUAAUGUUCCUGCUGAAGAAGUUGAAUUUUUGUGUCAUUAAUUGGAUCCCUUUACUGAUACAAUGAAGAGAGUAAAUUAUGCAGAAUUCUUAAAGAGUUUGAGCAAUGUUUGAUCAAUA
Molecule: messenger RNA, 492 nt
Organism: Paramecium primaurelia
Lineage: Eukaryota; Ciliophora; Oligohymenophorea; Peniculida; Parameciidae
Source: the annotation of a GenBank genome assembly